Molecule: messenger RNA, 1073 nt
Organism: Phytophthora infestans T30-4
Lineage: Eukaryota; Oomycota; Peronosporomycetes; Peronosporales; Peronosporaceae
Product: syntaxin 7-like protein
Exons: 2
Coding region: 103-918 (271 amino acids)
Biological process (GO): vesicle fusion; vesicle-mediated transport; intracellular protein transport
Cellular component (GO): endomembrane system; SNARE complex; membrane
Molecular function (GO): SNAP receptor activity; SNARE binding
Source: RefSeq, a predicted model, not a curated record
GAAUCGGCGGCUGUCCGUGUCACUCUUGCUCUUGCGCUUGCGACGCUAUAGCGGUAGUGCUCGGCCCGACCACCUUCUACUGUCCAUCGCAUUUUAGCAUCCAUGGGUGACCGGUACCGCAGUGCUCAGUCUCCGCGCAACAGCGGCGGAGGCGUGUCGGAUGAGCGUUUCGGCAAGCUCGUCACGGAGACGAGCAAGGGCAUCUCGACCUUCAACCAGCUCACGCGCAGCAUUGCGCAAAAGAUGUCGCUGUUCGGAACGCCGCAGGACUCACGUUCCAACCACGUGCAGAUUAAGGAUCUGACCGAAAAGGGUAACAAGCUCGUGGCCAAGAUUAACCGCCGUCUACAGGAGCUAAGCCGGGGAGCCAAGGGUGCUGCUGGUCGUACACGACGUACUCAGGUCAACAAGCUCUCAGCAGACUUUAAAAACCAGGUGCGCGUGUUCGAAGAGACGUGCGAGCGUUUGCUCGAGUCGGAGCGACAGUCGGUUGAGUUUAUUCGCCGCUCGUCGCAGAGCUUUAAGGGUAACGACGCCCGCCAGACGCGCGGCGGUGCCGAGUUCACGAACUACAGUGAGGACCAGAUCUACGCUCAGGCUAAUGUGAUCGUCUACGAUGAGGAUGAUAUGCAGCGGAGAGAGGAGGAUAUUAUCCAGAUCAACCACCAGCUACGUGAGGUGAACGCUGCAUUCCAGGAGAUCGAUGGUCUUGUGCAAGAUCAGGGAGAAAUGGUGGUGGAGAUUGUGGAUAACACCGAAACGGCGAAGGACAACGUGGAGAAGGCUCUGGAGCAGGUGAAGCAGGCCGAUGAGCGCAGAAACUGCUGCGCAUGCUCCAAGAUGAAGCUCAUCUGCAUUGCCAUGCUCGCUCUGCUCGUCUUCAUCGCCCUUAUGGGCAUCAUUUUCGCUUCUAAGUGAUCAACUGCAACGGGAUGUAGGAAAAUUGUCAUUUUGGCUAUCUUGGUUUCGUCUCGUGAAUACUGUCAAACCAUGAAGGUGACAGCCAUCCCCAGCACGAAGUCACAAAGCAGCAGUGAAGGUCGUUUAUUUCUAAUAGUAAGUGGGUUGUAUAA